AAAUGAUUAGAUUCCGUUUCGAGCUUCGUGAACUAGAUCAACUCCGUCUAGUCGGCAGCUUAAAAAGAAACACAUCUCUCAAUCAAGCUUUUGAGUUAAUUCAGCCAUGGCUUCUCUUCAUGACCCUCCAACAUUUUCAGCUUCCAUACCCCACUUCUUCAAGAUCAUUCUAGAGGACAGUUCUAAAAUCAGAAUUAAAAUUCCAAUGAGGUUUUUGGUGAAAUAUGGAGAGAAUUUAUCAAGUCCAGUACAUCUUAAGCUUCCAAAUGGUGCGGAAAUGGAAAUAGAGCUCAGAAGAUGCAACAAUGGUGGGGUUUGGUUUGACAAGGGUUGGCCAGAGUUCUCAAAGUUUUGCUCUCUUGACUAUGGUAGUUGGCUUGUCUUUGGAUAUGAAGGGAACUCCAACUUCCAUGUGUUGAUAUUUGAUAGAACUGCUACAGAAAUUGAAUAUCCUAAGCCCGAGAUGGAAGAAACUGAUUCUGAAGAAGAAGAAGAAGAACAAGAUGAUGCUGAUGAUGGAUCUGUUGAAAUCUUGGAUGUUUCUGAAGAAGAAGAAGAACAAGAUGAUGCUGAUGAUGAAUCUGUUGAAAACUUGGAUUUUUUUCCACCCCGCCCAAGAAAAGCACGGGAGAAAUCUCCAUUGCCAUGUCCUCAACCGCACAAAAAAAUGAGAACACGUUUGAGUGGAAUGAUGCUUGAAGAGUCACUGAGAAACAAGGCCUCAGAUUGCUCCAAAUCAGAAAUGAAAAGGGACAAAUCUCCAUUAGUACCAUCAGAGGUCAAAGAUGGUGUUGGGAGGAUGCCUUAUAUCAACUACAAGUGGAAAAGAUAUAGCUCUUCAGAGAGCUAUUGCUUUCAAAUCUGUAAACCCUUCUUUCAGGGUUGUCAUGCAACCCUGGUAUGUCAAACAAAGUUUUUUGGUAAGCGUUUCUACAAACAACCUAUGCCAUCCGGGUUUGCCAAGAGACAUCUUAUUGAGCACCCUGCUGGUAAUGUCUUCCUUCGGGUUUCAGAUGGACGAACUUGGUCUGUUAAAUUCAAAUAUGAAAAAUCAGUAGCUCGAUUCCAGUAUGGUUGGUUGGGAUUUGUAAGGGACAACAAUUUGGAAGCGGAUGAUGUGUGUGUCUUUAGCUUGAUCGAGGACGUGAAACUUUCAUUUGAUGUUGUCUUUUUCCGGACUACAGAAGAAGCUGCAAAUUGCCUCUUGUCUCCAGGGAGACAUGAUUUUCCAACUAAAAAAGAUGGUGGAGGCACAUCUAGCAAUCGAACUGGAAAAGCUACAGCUCUUGACAGAGCGAAUGCUUUCAGAUCGCAAAACCCUUCUUUUAUUGUUUCGAUUAGGCUCAGUUACAUCAAUCGUUGGGGUUUGUGCUUGCCAUCCAAGUUUUACAAGCUAUCUCCUAGUAUUAAGCAUUCCUGUGAAGUCAUCCUUCAAGUUUCGGAUGGGAGAACUUGGUCUGUUGGUUUGAGCAAAGGAAGGCCCAGAUUCAGGCGUGGUUGGAUGGACGUUGUGCGUGACAAUCAUUUGGAAGUUGGUGAUCUGUGUCUUUUUGUGUUGAUUUCCAGCAAAAGUACACCUUUAUUUGAUCUUGUCAUUUUCCGCUCUGGAGAAGGUGCAAAGUGCACCAAUGAUGGGGAGCAAAUAGUACCUACGAAGAAAGAAACUGAUAAUGAAGAUGGGGAUUCGAGUGAUGAUUCUAGUAACGAUUCGAGUGAUGAUUCUGGUGAUGAUACUGUUGAAAUCAUGGACAAGUUUCCACCCCCAAGAAAAACAAGGGUGGUGAAAAGAUCUUGAAAAUCUGGUGAAAUGUCCUUAUCAAUUGAUCUUUAAGUCAGUUAACCAAUUGGACAAAUCAGAUUCCUUCCUGUAAUUGCAAGAUGUAUCAGUCCUUUUGUGGUUUUUUAAGUUUCUCCUUUCUUUCCGUACAGAAUGUGCUCGUGAGAUUAUCAGCCCUAUCAAACUAACAAGAUCCCUUUGUAUUCUGAAGCCAAUUCACACUUUGUAUCAUGCCCUCAUUUAAUGAUAGAUGAUUCUGUGUCCCCAAGGCAGAUGAAUUUCUUAAUCUGCUGGCUAAACUUAAUAUUCAAAUUUUACUUUCA
Prunus dulcis (almond) is the source of this 2100-nucleotide messenger RNA. Its product is annotated as B3 domain-containing transcription factor VRN1-like. Gene Ontology annotation, molecular function: DNA binding. Lineage: Eukaryota; Viridiplantae; Streptophyta; Magnoliopsida; Rosales; Rosaceae. Bases 107 to 1795 code for a protein of 562 amino acids. The record is from RefSeq and is a predicted model, not a curated record. The transcript has 6 exons.